Molecule: messenger RNA, 854 nt
Organism: Fundulus heteroclitus (mummichog)
Lineage: Eukaryota; Metazoa; Chordata; Actinopteri; Cyprinodontiformes; Fundulidae
Product: Usher syndrome type-1G protein homolog
Exons: 4
Coding region: 129-854 (241 amino acids)
Molecular function (GO): protein binding
Source: RefSeq, a predicted model, not a curated record
UCCAGCCGCUCCGUGGCUCCACAGGCCCUCCGGACCAACCGCGUCCCGGACCGCCGGACCGGACCGAGAAGUCGGCUCUUUAACCAACGGUUAUGGAACGGAGCUCGGAUUGAGCCCAGGCCGUCGCCAUGAACGACCGGUACCACCGGGCGGCCCGGGACGGCUACCUGGACGUCCUGAAGGAGGCCACUCGGAAGGAGCUGAACGCCCCGGACGAGGACGGGAUGACGCCGACCUUGUGGGCCGCCUACCACGGCAACCUGGAGGCGCUCCGGCUCAUCGUGAGCAGAGGAGGUGACCCAGACAAGUGUGACAUCUGGGGGAACACGCCGCUCCACCUGGCAGCUGCCAACGGCCACCUCGGUUCUCUCUCCUUCCUGGUAGCUUUCGGUGCCAACUUGUGGUGUCUGGAUAACGACUACCACACGCCUCUGGACAUGGCCGCCGCCAAGAGCCAUAUGGACUGCGUCCGAUACCUGGACUCCACCGCCGCCAAGCAGAUCACCCUCAACCCGAAGCUGGUCAGCAAGCUGAAGGACCGGGCAUUUCGGGCCGCGGAACGCCGGAUCAAAGACUGCGAGAAGCUCCAGAGGAGGCACCGGGAGCGCAUGGAGAGGAGGUUCACCAAGGAGUCGCUGGCUCUGGACAACUUGGAUGCUAUUAGCUUCUCCAGCUACACCAGCAGCAGCACGCUGAGCCGCAAGUUCAACACCGUCACCUCCAAUAUGCCAUACUCACAGGCUACGCUGCAGUCAACAGCCAAGGGCAAAGCCAAGAUUCAGAAGAAGCUGGACAAGAAGAAGCAGGGACAGUUCCACAUUCAGGACCCGGAGGUCGUGAAUCCCGACUACUAA